Molecule: messenger RNA, 2154 nt
Organism: Pangasianodon hypophthalmus (striped catfish)
Lineage: Eukaryota; Metazoa; Chordata; Actinopteri; Siluriformes; Pangasiidae
Exons: 6
Coding region: 1-633 (210 amino acids)
Source: RefSeq, a predicted model, not a curated record
AUGAAGCGUAUUGGGUUCAUCUGUCUCCUGCUGUGUGUAAGUGUACACAUAGCCAACAGUGUAAAAAAAUCCUGUCGAGAGAAAAACAUCUGCGUCCUUAAAUGUGGCAAAGAGACGAAUGGCAACGUGACCUGGAGCAGAGAUGUAGAUGGAAAAAGGGAGAAGAUUCUUACCAUCUACAAGGAAACGGUUAUCAAACACAUCACUGAUCCAGACAGACGUUACAGCUCAGGAGCAGGUCUGAUUCUGAGUAUAUUUAAAUUCUCACCUUCAGACGCUGGGCGAUAUUACUGCAAUGAGAACACUGUGGAGCUCAGUGUGAUAUCAAACUCUGAAAUAAUCUCUCAAGAGCGGACUAGGACUGGUGAGUUGUUGCUCGCAGCUGCAGUAGCCGGGGGCUGUGUGCUCGCUUUAGCAUCGGUUCUGGUUAUGUGGAAAUGUUUCUCCAAAAGGAAAGGUAGCGCAGCCAAGACAGAGGAAGAUUCAGCUGAAAAAGCAGGUUCUUUGGAUACGAUACACACCUAUGAGUCUAUUUAUGAGACUCCAUCAGCUCCACAACCAGGUAACCAGCAGAUCCCAAAAGAUGGCAUUUACUAUCUGGCUUCACAUUCAGGAAUCCAGAUCACACGUUAACAUACACAAAAUGUCCUUUUUUUAUUUUCAAUUUCAUUGGUUUACUUUUUUGUUUGGGUUGAUAGACAGACAGACAGACAGACAGACAGAUAGAGAGAUAGAUAGGUUGGAACUUUAUUGAUCCUGAUGGAAAUUUCAGUGUUACAGUGGUAAAAGUGGUAAAAGACAAAGAUUCACAGAUAACCAUAAAUACAAUAAAAUAGCACAGUGCAAAAAAUAAAAUAAAAUAAAAUAAAAAUCCAGGUGAGGGAGGGAGGGAUUUGUCUCUAUACAAAAGAUAAGUAUAAACAAACAAGGCACUUAGAUAUUGUUCAUGUGUGAAAGAAAGUGGGGAGGUGCCAGUUAAAAGGUGCCAUGAGGUAGUUCUACUACUACUGUUACUGCUAAUAAUAAUAAUAAUAAUAAUAGCAACAGCAGCAACACAGGCUCAGCUGCUAGUGCUAACAUUAUAAAUAGUAAUGGACUCCUAUAACAAAGCUGGCCUUCCUAAUCAGUUUGUUAAGGUUCUUUGUGGCCUUCGCACCAAUACCAUUUCCCCAGCACACAACAGCAUACAACAAAAUAGAAAAGUGGAGGAACUCACUUCCUCCAUAUGCUCUCUAUCAAUGGUGACGGGUGAUAGGUGGAGCCUGGACCUCCUGAAGUCCACCACCAUCUCUUUUUUUCUUGCCAAUGUUUGGCUGCAGUUUGCACCACUCAGCAAAGUUCUCCAGCAAGGCCCUGUACACAUCCUCCUGCCCACCUCUGAUGCAUGAACUUCUGCACUUGACAUGACUCUGUGUUAUACCUAAGAUCUGAGGUGUACAGACUGAACAGGAAGGGAGCCAGUACAGUCCCUUGAGAAGCCCCAGUACUGCACAUAGCCGUAUCUGACUCACCAGUUAGGUAGUCCAUUAUCCAUGAGAUGAUGGAUUCAUCCACCUGCAUCACCCAUAGUUUCCUCCCCAACAGUUCAAGCUGUAUGGGGCAGUCGUGGCCUAAUGGUUAGAGAGUUGGACUUGUAACCCAACGGUUGUGGAAUCGAGUCUCAGGUCCGGCAAGGAUCGUAGGUGGGGGGAGUGCAUGACCAGCGCUCUCUUCCACCCUCAAUACCACGACUGAGGUGAGACACUUGAGCAAGGCACCGAACCCCCAACUGCUCCCCGGGCGCCGCAGCAAAAAAAGGCUGCCCACUGCUCCGGGUGUGUGUUCACUACUAUGGGUCACCAUACUCAGCUCUGACCAGUGGUUGAAGCUGAGCUAAUAUCAGUCUUUCCAGGGUCUUCAUUAUAUGUGAUGUUAAGGCCACUGGUUGAAAGUUGUUUAGGACAUUUGUUUGCCUGUUCUUGGGCAUUGGGACCACACAUCAAGUUUUCGAUUUGACAGGAACUGUUUCCUGUUGACUAAUUAUGGCCAAAUCUAUUAAAGAAUAGUUUGAAAUAUCUGAACUGUGUUGCACAUUAUUCUUUUCCUAUAUUUCAUAUGAGUAUAAAAAUGUAUUCGAUUUCUGUUUCAGUAGUCAGUUUCAUAAUGUCUACACUC